This is a messenger RNA of Komagataella phaffii GS115, 1191 nucleotides long. Its product is annotated as Nuclear pore complex subunit, part of a subcomplex also containing Nup53p, Nup170p, and Pse1p. The transcript has a single exon. The record is from RefSeq and is a predicted model, not a curated record. Lineage: Eukaryota; Fungi; Ascomycota; Pichiomycetes; Pichiales; Pichiaceae. Gene Ontology annotation, cellular component: nuclear pore nuclear basket; nuclear membrane; nuclear pore central transport channel. Gene Ontology annotation, biological process: regulation of DNA-templated transcription; NLS-bearing protein import into nucleus; nuclear pore organization. The coding region runs from base 1 to 1191 and encodes 396 amino acids. Gene Ontology annotation, molecular function: structural constituent of nuclear pore; single-stranded DNA binding; phospholipid binding.
AUGACCAGUGAAGACAAACGCUUGAGUAGAUUUUCUCUUCCAGAAUCGGAAGAUAAAACGUUGUGGCUAAACAAUGUUCCUAAAAGGGUAAUCCCGUCCCACUUGGUGAAAAGGUCAAACAGAGGUUUCAACAUAGAUUCUGUAAAAAGGAACGACAACUCCAAUUCUAGCUCGUCGUCCAAUAACAAGAGUGCUGUUAACGGGUAUAACUACACUAGUUUUGGUGAACAGAAAUCCAACCAAAAGUCGAUCCCUGGUUCAAACAAGGAACUAGGUGCGUCGGGAUUCUUAGAUGAAGGGUUGAGUGAUCUUCCUCCGAGAAAAUCAAUCUACGAUUUCGGAAGUGAUGACGACGAUAAUGUUGAUCAUUUGGAGCCUGAGAAGCAUCUGUUUAAAACAAAUGAUGAGAUCAUCAACGACCCCAGGGCAUUCAGUAAUAUUUUCAACCCAAAGCCAAGAUUUGGGUCUUCCACAACUGCACACAGUAAUAAUAAAGCUCCUUUCAAGGAAACAUUUUCUAGAGAUAUACCUUCAAAUUUUAAAAGGGAAAAUUUGGAACCUAUAACGAAUGGAGAGUCGGCAGUGUUGUUGUUUGGGUACAACGAUUCUAGCUUUGAGAGCCUGAUACAAAGAUUUUCCAAGUUUGGUGAGAUUCUAGAAGAUUUCCAUAUCGGCACAGGAAUUAGUGGGUUUUCAACUAUAGGAAGCUCUACGCCGUUGAAAAGGAAGAGCAAGAGUUCCUCAACCUCAAGAUCAGUGUAUCCUAUUUUUGUUGGUAAACAGUGGGUCAAGAUUACUUACGACAACCCAUCAUCAGCAAUUCGUGCAUUGAAGGAAAAUGGUGUUAUUGUAGACGAUCAUAUGGUAGGCGUAAUCCCUUAUACAAAAUCUGCAUUGGAGACUCUACUCAAUGCUAAAAUUAGUGAUAGUGAUGAUAUUGGAGACACUUUGGGAAACAUUUCUUUCGGAUCUCCCAGUAAACCCUUAGCCAGCGAGGGAAGUGACGGUUUGGAGAACAACGGAUUCAAGCCUCUAAGUCAUGCAUCUCAAUCGUUUAAGAUCAAAGAUGGAACCCAACUAUUCAAAAGCACGGCCAAAGAGGAAGAGCUGAAAAAACAGAAAGAAGCACAGCAAAGUGUUGGUUUAUUGGGUAAAGUAUCACAAUCUUUAUUCGGAUUUAGCGUGGUUUAA